Rhinichthys klamathensis goyatoka is the source of this 971-nucleotide messenger RNA. RefSeq lists its product as uncharacterized. The record is from RefSeq and is a predicted model, not a curated record. The transcript has 5 exons. The coding region runs from base 150 to 845 and encodes 231 amino acids. Lineage: Eukaryota; Metazoa; Chordata; Actinopteri; Cypriniformes; Leuciscidae.
UGUGGUCAGAGUGAGUUUGACUUUGACUUCCUCCGCUUGAUGUGGAAGGUUUUUUGUCUUCCUGUCUUUUCUUCAGAGCUGCAGUAGAUUCAUCUUAAUGUUGUGUAGAGGGAAGUAGAAUCAUAUUGAAGUGUUUUAAUCUCGACAACAUGAAGAUCAUUCAGCUUCAGCUCUAUGUGUUAAUCUGUUGUCGAGCUGCAGUAUCAGAUCAACUCACUGAUGUGGGAUCAAAUGUGACCAUAAACUGCGAUCUUGAUGAAAAUGAGGUUUACUGGAUUUUACUGAAAACACCAGAUCCUCCAACAGUGAUUCUACGGUCAUUUCCAACACCAAAAUCACCUUUUUACACAAAUAAUGCAUUCAGAAAUAAAUAUUCUGUGAUAUUUAAACACCGUCUGGUUAUUAAUAAUGUAACCGCUGAUGAAUUAGGAGUUUAUUACUGUAUGAAAACAGGCACACCUCCAAAACUCAGCAACAGCACCAGACUGCACUUCAACAAAUCAACUGAAGUAACUGAGUGUUACAAUAAUACAAUUGAGUGUCACAAUCAGAAAGCGGUGGAGUUUAUUGAUCAGAAUCACACACAAUGGCAGAUUAUUAUCAUCAUAUCUGGACUGAUGAACGGGCUUCUGCUCAUUGUGCUGAUUGGACUGGUAAAGUUUUUUGUUGUUGGAAACAGAAGGUCUGCAGAAGAAUCACAACUCAACACUGAUAUACAGCAGACGCGAGUUACAGAAGAGCACGACUUACAGUACGCCACGAUGGAUUUUUCGAAGCUGCGUAGAAAUAUUCGGCCCAGCCAAAUCAACAGCACAUAUGCAGCUCUAAACCUGCCGAAGUCAUGAACACACGCGUAUGACUGAUCUUAUACUUAUUUUGUUCACUUUGUUCACUCUGAAACUUCUAAAAAUAAUUUUAAAACAGGUGUUUUGAAACUGGGGUCGGAGGAAAAGACUGAAAAAAACAAAAUA